Molecule: messenger RNA, 2370 nt
Organism: Plasmopara halstedii
Lineage: Eukaryota; Oomycota; Peronosporomycetes; Peronosporales; Peronosporaceae
Product: probable atp-dependent rna helicase dhx35-like
Exons: 2
Coding region: 1-2370 (789 amino acids)
Cellular component (GO): intracellular anatomical structure
Molecular function (GO): ATP binding; RNA binding
Source: RefSeq, a predicted model, not a curated record
AUGAGUGCAUUUUGGCGGCCUGGCACAACACUUCCAGGUGCUGAUGCCGAGGCGGAGGCAGCUCGAGAUCUUCCCAAGGAUGCAGAGGUUUUAGCUGUACAAUUUAAUCCGCUACAUGGGAUUCCUCUGCGUGCCCAACGUAAUCAACUGCCAGUGUUAAAGCACCGUGACGAAAUUCUAUACGCGGUCGAAACACACGCUACGACAAUUAUAGUGGGUGCCACUGGUUCCGGCAAAACAACGCAGGUGCCACAGUAUUUGCUAGAAGCUGGUUGGGCUGCAUCUCGCCCACAUAGAAAUUCAACAGAACCACGAAAUAGGGUCAUCGUAUGCACACAGCCGCGGCGCGUCGCAGCUGUGACAAUCGCAGAGCGCGUAGCCCAAGAAGUAGGCUGUAAUGUGGGUGAGGAUGUGGGUUAUGCAGUUCGAUUUGAAGAAAAGUGGGAUCCAGUGCGGACCAAAAUUAAAUUCGUCACGGAUGGCUUGUUGCUGAGAGAGACAAUGCGAGACCCGUUGCUGUUGCGUUACUCGGUUGUCAUGCUGGACGAAGCACAUGAGCGUAAUCUGGAGACGGAUUUGCUAUUAGGACUAAUCAAAAAGAUCCAGAGAAAGAGACCAGAUCUACGAGUGAUUAUCGCUUCUGCUACAUUGCAGGUGGACACGUUUGUGAGAUACUUUCGAAGCAAGAAAGAUAAAGCACGUGAACAGGGUCAGUCGUCUCUAAGAAACACACAAGUGACGCUAAUGGAUGUUGCUGCGGUGUCAGUUGAAGGACGACAAUAUCCCGUUGACAUCGAGUAUCUUCAGGAACCUUGUGGAGAUUUUUUGCAGAAAGCUAUCGAUACUGUUCUGGCUAUUGACGAACACGAAGGUGAAGGCGACGUGUUGGUCUUUUUGCCUGGUCAAGAAGAGAUUGAUUUUGUUAUCAGAGCACUGAAUGAUAGAGCACCAACACACAUCCUUUCCGUUCCACUGUACGGGACUUUGCCAUUACGUAUGCAACAAAACGCAUUUCUGCCAGCUCCUCGAGGCGUGCGUCGAAAAGUGAUUGUAGCUACCACCAUUGCUGAAACGUCUGUGACAAUUGAAGGUGUCGUUUAUGUGGUCGACGGAUGCUUUACAAAGCUUGCCUUUUAUAAUCCGAUAACUGGAGUCGAAGCGCUUAUUACACAUCCUUUAUCCAAAGCAUCAGCAAAGCAAAGAGCAGGUCGCGCAGGACGUUCACGUCCAGGAAAAUGCUUUCGACUUUGCACGCAAGACCACUUUCGCACCCAGCUUGCGAAAGAAACGAUUCCACAGAUGCAGCGGACAAAUUUAGCAACUGUGGCCUUGUAUUUGCUAAGCAUGGGAAUACAUGAUCUAGCACACUUUGAUUUUAUCUCGCCUCCUUCACCUGAGGCUCUUGUCCGAGCAUUGGAACUGUUGUUCUCGCUGGGUGCCAUUGACGAAGAGUGCCGUCUUUUGGAUCCAUUGGGCACGCAAAUGGCUGAAUUUCCAGUAGCGCCGACCCUGGCAAAAGUGUUGUUAGCAUCCUUUCGUUUUAGUUGCACGCAUGAGAUGGUCAGCAUCGCUAGUGUGUUGUCCGUAGGAGAUCUUUUUAUGAAUCCACGUGGUUCAAAAGAGAGACAAGAACAACUGGCACAAGCCUUGAAGCAUUUUGCCCAUCCGGAUGGCGACCAUAUGACGUACAUUUCUAUUUAUAAUGAAUUCGUGGAGAAUAACAAAAGUCGAGCAUGGUGCGAUGAAAAUUUACUGAGCUAUCGUGCACUCGUGCGUGCUACAGAGAUUCGUCGGCACCUAAGGCAAUACGUGACGCGUUUCAAGCCUAUUGACAUCAAUCGCGAGGACGAAAUUAUGAGUUUGAACAGCAGCUGUAAUGAAGACGAAGACAAGGCUCGCAGUGCUAAAAUUCGCAGAUGCUUGGUCACUGGAUAUUUCGCAAACGCCGCUAAGUUACACGCUGAUGGUGUCUAUCGCACUCUCCGCGACGAAAGACCAGUGCAGUUACAUCCAACAUCGAUUUACUAUCACAUGGGGAGCCUCCCAGAUUGGAUCAUCUUUCACCAGAGCGUGCUCACUACUGAAGAGUUUGUUCGCGACGUAUCCAGAAUUGACCCACGUUGGCUUGUCGAACUCGUUCCAGAUUUCUACCGUACGAAAGAAGUCAGCAAUGUCAUCUCGGGUAGCUCAGGGACAGUUGGUCUACCGUCUUCCUCGUCAUCCGAGAUGAAGAUUAAAAAGCCAAAGACGGACGCAGUAGAUGAUCGUCGCAUUUUAUUUCGAAAACCAAAGCGAUUUGGCCAGGAUUCAAAGCCUAAAUUGCCCGUGCACAUUGGCAAGAGUAAAGGCGGCCUACGGUCUCAAUUUUAG